Molecule: messenger RNA, 4369 nt
Organism: Haliotis rubra (blacklip abalone)
Lineage: Eukaryota; Metazoa; Mollusca; Gastropoda; Lepetellida; Haliotidae
Product: serine/threonine-protein kinase D3-like
Exons: 23
Coding region: 461-3106 (881 amino acids)
Biological process (GO): protein phosphorylation
Molecular function (GO): protein serine/threonine kinase activity; ATP binding
Source: RefSeq, a predicted model, not a curated record
GGGAGUUGCCGCCCCAGUCGUGUUUAGAAACGAUCUUUUGCUUCCAAGAGUAAGUCAUGGCCACAUGUUGAAAAUAUAUAGACACUUUUUUAUUGGCCGUCCGUUCAGGGGCGUGGGCGGGGACUUUGACAACAUCGUCGUAAGGCAGUCUGGCGGGUAAGGUUGGGGAAAGUAAAUCACCUGUCACUUGUAUUGGUCUCGACCAUAUUACGCCUGAGCGAGGUCGACUCGGACUGGUGUAGUUCACCAUUGCUUCUUCAAACCUCGACAACACCAGAAGCAGGCCGGGCUUAAUUAAUUUAAAUUCACGGAUGUUACAAGAGGAACAAGCCGCUGUGUGCCAGUGACACCGAAUCGUCACCGCUCUCGAGCAAGCGGUGUAGAGGAGCUUAGCUGUGCCAUUGAGCAGGUCCAUUUCUCUGUAACAGGUGAUACGAGGGACACUCUCGCAUAUGGCAUCAUGUCCGAGUCGCUCUCAAAUGAUUUACCUAAGAAGUUUUCAUUUUGGAUGCAAAUUGGACUUACUCGAGAACAGAUUAAUGUGGAAGGCGAAUUGUCUUUGGCUGGCUUGAAGGAAGCAGCGUGUUCCUUCGUGGACCGAAAGUUCCCGGAACAUGGCUUUUACAACCUUGUGGACAAGAUUCUGCUGUUCCAACAUAGCCAGAGCUGUGCUAAUGUCCUACAGCUUAUUGAUGACCCCAGCACGAUUGGGGAGGCCAGUCUCGUGGAAGUUGUGCUGUCAGCCCAAGCCACGAUGGAGGAGCUCCAGAUCCGACCCCACUUGCUGUUUGUUCAUUCCUACAAGUCACCUCACUUCUGUGACUUCUGUGGGGAGAUGCUGUUUGGACUUGUAAAACAGGGACUCAAGUGUGAAGGUUGUGGACAAAAUUUCCACAAGCGCUGUGCCUACAAGAUCCCGAACAACUGUAAUCAUCAACGCUAUCGACGCCAGUCCUCGGGGAGUGUGUCAUCCAAUGUGUCCUUCACCUUGCCUUUACCGGAGCCAGCCCUGAAUGAUAAAGAUAACCUCCUGAAUGUGCCAAGUCCUACUUCUGAUAGUGACUAUUUACUUCACUCUUCAUUGUCCCUGUAUUUGUCACAGAACCUCCUGAAUGUGCCGAGUCCUACUGCUCCCCCUUCCCCAGGGAGUGGUCGGUCCAAGUCCUGGAGUGGGCGCCCCAUGUGGCAGGAGAGGGAGUUCGCCAAACGCAUCAAGGUGCCUCACACGUUCAUCGUCCACAACUACACACGCCCCACUGUAUGCCAGUGGUGCAAGCGACUACUCAAAGGCCUUUUCAGACAAGGAAUGCAGUGUAAAGAUUGCAAGUUCAACUGUCAUCGUAAGUGUGCGCCGUUGGUUCCGAACGAUUGUGCUGGUGAGCUGCCGUACAGGAUAGCUAUGGAAAUGGACUAUGACACACAACAAAUAGUCCGAAUAGAUGACUAUGUAGAAACAUUUGGCAGUCCAGAAACUGAGAGCUUGAUUGAGCCAGACAUUACUGAAGGUGACCAAGAUGAAUUCUCAACUCAUGGUGAUGAAAACUGCCAACAAGAAUUUGAAGAAAAUGAAGAUGGGCAACAGAAGCCCCCUCUGAGUCCCACCCAGAGCAGCAACAUCCCCCUGAUGAGAGUGGUACAGUCUGUCAAACACACCAAGCGGACUGGGUCCAAAAUCAUCAAGGAGGGGUGGAUGGUGCACUUCACCAACAGGGAUCAUGUUAGAAAACGACAUUAUUGGAGACUCGACACAAAAGCUAUUACUAUGUUUCUGAAUGAAAAUACUUCAAGGUACUUCAAGGAGAUUCAACUGAACAGCAUUGAGGGGGUAGAACCUGCUAAAUCUAAACACAUUGACCCCUCCCGACCACCACAUGUCUUCGAGAUCCGAACAUCGAAUGCUAUCUAUUGCAUUGGGGAAGACCCAACAUUUGGACAUCAGGAGAACAACAUUGUAUCAUCGACUGAGAGUGGAAUCGGUCUGGAGCAGGCCAAACAUUGGGAGCAGGCACUUAGACAAGCUUUGAUGCCUGUAACUCCAACCUCCAGUGUCAUGAGCAUGGUGGGAGGUGAAAACCAGAACAAUGGCACAGAUGGAACCGCAUCACAGAAACCGCCAGAUGUCAGCCAGCUGUACCAAAUAUUUCCAGAAGAUGUCCUUGGGUCUGGACAGUUUGGAAUAGUUUAUGGAGGUCGACAUCGGAAGACAUAUCGGGAUGUGGCCAUCAAAGUCAUAGACAAGAUGAGAUUCCCCACCAAGCAGGAGGCACAGCUGAAGACUGAAGUCUCCAUUCUGCAGAACCUGCAUCAUCCAGGAGUUGUCAACCUGGAGCAGAUGUUCGAAACACCAGAGAGGAUCUUCGUAGUGAUGGAGAAGCUGAAGGGAGAUAUGCUGGAGAUGAUACUGUCCAGCCCAAAGGGUCGACUCAGCGAGAGAGUCACCAAAUACCUCAUAUCACAAAUCCUUGUUGCCUUAAAACACCUACAUAACAAGAGCAUUGUGCACUGUGAUCUGAAGCCCGAAAAUGUACUGUUGUCAUCGGAGACUGCAUUCCCACAGGUCAAAUUAUGUGACUUUGGAUUUGCAAGAAUCAUCGGUGAAAAGUCUUUCCGUAGAUCUGUUGUUGGUACCCCUGCCUAUCUUGCCCCAGAAGUGUUGAAGAGGAAAGGUUACAAUCGGUCACUGGACAUGUGGUCAGUGGGAGUGGUCGUCUAUGUCAGUUUAAGUGGCACCUUCCCAUUCAAUGAAGAUGAAGAAAUCAGUGACCAAAUCCAAAAUGCUGCCUUUAUGUAUCCCCCCAGCCCUUGGAAGGAAAUAUCUCAGGAAGCUAUCGAUGUCAUCAGCAACCUGCUGCAGGUGAAGAUGAGGAAGAGGUUCACUGUUGACAAGUCUCUCUGUCACGUCUGGCUUCAGGAUUACCAAACUUGGUGUGAUCUGCGUAUUCUGGAGACAAAAGUGGGCUUGCGCUAUCUCACCCAUGAAUCAGACGAUGAAAGAUGGGAACAGUACCGCAGAGAAAAGAAUCUCAAACUUUGGAAUGAGGUUGGACAGAAAGGUGUGAAUGAAACAUAUAACCUCAGCAAGUUGCGUGACAAACCCAAGUCUUGAGAUCUAUUUGCGUUGAAAAAAAUAACUGUUAUUAUGUGACCUUGACAUCUCAUUGUGACCUUGACCUCACAAUGUGUCCUUGAGUACUUUGAUGGAGGAUGGGAGCAGGGCGCAAAGAUGCAGAACAAGUGGUGGAUUGGAUCUGGUUCAACGAUCUGCUAGAAGUCAUUUUUAUGUUUUGAACUAUGAACUUGUAUGUGUCAAUAUUGUGAGAAUGAUUGUUAAAUCUGAGAUGCACAGAAGUCCUGCAUUCUACCAAAGCCUUGCUCUACUUUACGAACUUGCUGUCGUCUGUCUGUCUGUUGAUUUGGUGGUCACAUACCCUGGAAUACUCUCAAACCAUAUUUUCUUCUUGGCAGCAUAGACUUAUGGUCAAGAGUCCUCAAGCAAGACGCAGAAACUGGGCAUUGGUAGUCAGUAUCACUAGCAUCGAGACAAGCUUCCUCAAAAGCACUUCAGAAAACCUACAUCAACCCAAAAUAAACAAUAAGCUGAGUCAUUGAUAAUAAGGACUUGAUAUUAACACGCACAAACAAAUGUGGGACAGAACUGAGCACAAAAAUGUUGACGUUUGUGUGUAUAUUCCGUAUGGUUGAGAACUGUCAAUUAAAGACUGUUUUUGUUAAUAAGAAUGAUGAUUGUCAGGGAUGGAAAAUCAGUACCGGUGCUUCCUGUAGUGUUUAUCACAUGAACAAGUUUGUUUUGACAAGAGUUAAGUGUAGCUGCUUUUUGAGAUGGAGUCCACCGAAAUUUUUCAGUCAAAUGUUUCCAUUUAUUGUUGUACAGAUCCUGCCAGUUGACAUUUCUCAAAUGUGUAUAUAGACAUCACAUUCACUCCUAAAACAGAUUGUAGUACUGUAAUCAUUGGGGAUGAAGUUGUCUAAAUGGUCAAAAACUGGGUCAAAAGAAUUCUCGCAUAAUAAACGUAUCAAAAUCUAGUAGGGAGACAUUAUGAGCUGACACAGUUCUUAUAUCAAAGGGCAGUGGGGUAUCCUAGUGGUUAAAGUGUUCAAUUCCCCAUAUGGGUACAAUGUGUGAAGCCCAUUACUGGUGUCCCUCACUAUGAUAUUGCUGGAAUAUCGCUAAAAGUGGCGUAAAACUACAUUCACAUAAACACACACUCUUAUAUCAAAGCCUUUCUCCAAUAUCUAGCCCUUUUUAGAGGAAAUAUAUUGUCUACUUGUUUUACAGACAAAACCACCCUGAAUUAAUUAAGGGUAAAAUGAAAUGAAAAUGCUGCUUGAAUCCAAAAUUAUAUUUUUU